This is a messenger RNA of Labrus mixtus (cuckoo wrasse), 2224 nucleotides long. It is a transcript of the gene uroc1, whose product is annotated as urocanate hydratase 1. Bases 166 to 2193 code for a protein of 675 amino acids. The record is from RefSeq and is a predicted model, not a curated record. The transcript is spliced from 20 exons. NCBI's taxonomy places the organism in Eukaryota, Metazoa, Chordata, Actinopteri, Labriformes, Labridae. Gene Ontology annotation, molecular function: urocanate hydratase activity. Gene Ontology annotation, biological process: L-histidine catabolic process.
UGAGACAAUGAGCUGAAGAGUGAUCGCCCUCAGAUCUUCACCAGCACACAGUCUCCCUCCCCGUAGACUACCUUCAGCAGUGACAGUGGGAGCCGCCUCCUCUCUCCAGUGUGAUCUCUGUCUCCAGGUGUCUGCUCAAGUCUUUGGCAGAAAAUACUCAGCAGGAUGUCUUCUUUAAAGGAGAUAUGCGGCGGUCUCCCGUUGGACCCUCUGCCCUCUAACCGGGGAAGAGACCCCAAUGUGCCGCAUGCACCCAUCAGGACCCCCAAACUUACAGCAGAGGAGGAACGGUUGGCACUGAAAAAUGCCCUGCGGUAUUUCAGCCCGUCACACCAUUCAACGCUCGCACCUGAAUUUGCUCAAGAGUUGCGGCAGUACGGCCACAUCUACAUGUACCGCUUCUGCCCCACAAUACGCAUGAGAGCUUACCCCAUUGAUCAGUAUCCAUGCCGUUCACGUCAGGCAGCCUCCAUCAUGCUAAUGAUCAUGAACAACCUGGACCCUGCUGUUGCUCAGUUCCCCCAGGAGCUCGUCACAUACGGAGGGAACGGACAGGUGUUCAGCAACUGGGCCCAGUUUCGCCUGGUGAUGCAUUACCUGAGUGAGAUGACGGACGAGCAAACGCUUGUCAUGUACAGCGGUCAUCCCAUGGGCCUGUUCCCAAGCCUGCCUUCCUCACCCCGCGCCAUCAUCACUAACGGCAUGGUCAUUCCAAACUACUCCUCCAAAGAGCAGUAUGAAAAGAUGUUUGCUCUCGGUGUGUCAAUGUACGGUCAAAUGACAGCAGGAAGUUACUGCUACAUUGGCCCUCAAGGGAUUGUUCAUGGCACAAUGCUGACUGUGCUGAAUGCUGGCCGGAGGUACCUGGGCUCAGGUGACUUGAGCGGUUGUGUCUUUGUGACCUCUGGCCUGGGGGGCAUGAGUGGAGCUCAGGCUAAAGCUGCUGUUAUUGCUGGUUGUGUUGGCGUGGUCGCAGAGGUGGAUGAGGCUCCUCUAAGAAAGAGGCAUGAGCAAGGCUGGCUGAUGGAGGUCACUAGCAACACUGAGCACUGUAUUAAACGCAUAAGAGAAGCCAAGAGCUCCAAGACUGCCCUCAGUCUGGGUUACCAUGGCAACAUUGUAGACCUAUGGGAGAGGCUGCUGUUAGAGUACGAGAGGACGGGGGAGUUGCUGGUGGAUCUGGGUUCAGACCAGACCUCCCUGCACAACCCUUAUAAUGGCGGAUACUACCCAGUUCAGCUCAGCUUCCGCCAAGCCAAUCAGCUCAUGGCAACUGAUCCUAAACGUUUUCGGACCACGGUUCAGGAAAGCCUCUGUAGACACAUUAGAGCUAUCAACAAGCUGUCUGAUGCUGGUAUGUUCUUCUGGGACUACGGUAAUGCGUUUCUACUAGAGGCCCAAAGAGCCGGCGCAGAUGUAGGAAAAGUUGGUGGAGGACCCACAGAAUUUCGUUACCCGUCUUAUGUCCAGGAUAUUAUGGGGGAUAUUUUCUCUUUGGGCUUUGGCCCGUUUCGCUGGGUGUGCACAUCUGGGGACCCUCAAGAUCUUGCUGUAACAGACAACAUCGCGGCGACUGUCCUGGAGGAAAUGAGUGCCAAUGUUACUGAUCGCGUCAGACAGCAGUAUGAUGACAACAUACACUGGAUCAGAGAGGCUGGAAAACACAAGAUGGUUGUGGGAUCCCAGGCCAGGAUCCUUUACUCUGACCAGAAAGGAAGAGUCUCCAUUGCUCUGGCUAUAAACCAGGCGAUCGCUGAUGGAAGAGUCUCAGCUCCUGUGGUUAUUAGCAGAGACCAUCAUGAUGUCAGUGGCACAGACAGCCCCUUCAGAGAAACCUCCAAUGUGUAUGAUGGAUCAGCCUUCUGUGCAGACAUGGCGGUCCAGAACUUUGUUGGUGAUGCAUUCAGGGGCGCCACGUGGGUAGCUCUUCACAACGGUGGUGGUGUUGGUUGGGGCGAGGUGAUGAACGGAGGCUUUGGUCUGCUGUUGGAUGGCUCAGACGAGGCAGGGAAGCGAGCCAGACUGAUGCUCAACUGGGACGUCUCCAAUGGGGUGGCUCGUCGAUGCUGGUCUGGAAACUCCAACGCCUACGAAACCAUCCAGCGCACUAUGGAGGACAACAGGCAGUUGCGGGUCACCAUGCCAUUUCCUGUUCAGGAUGAGCAUAUACUGGACCGUGCCCUGCAAGGCUGAACAAGACAUAAAGCUUAGGUUUUUAAUCCUG